Messenger RNA from Magnusiomyces paraingens, 1575 nucleotides. RefSeq lists its product as uncharacterized. Lineage: Eukaryota; Fungi; Ascomycota; Dipodascomycetes; Dipodascales; Dipodascaceae. Bases 1 to 1575 code for a protein of 524 amino acids. Gene Ontology annotation, molecular function: ATP hydrolysis activity; endoplasmic reticulum signal sequence receptor activity; GTP binding. The record is from RefSeq and is a predicted model, not a curated record. Gene Ontology annotation, cellular component: signal recognition particle, endoplasmic reticulum targeting; cytosol. The transcript has a single exon. Gene Ontology annotation, biological process: SRP-dependent cotranslational protein targeting to membrane; SRP-dependent cotranslational protein targeting to membrane, translocation.
AUGGUUUUAGCAGAUCUUGGGCGCCGAAUUAAUGGUGCCAUUAGCGAUCUCACAUCGUCGAAUGUUGUGGACGAUGCUGCGCUGGACGCGCUUCUUAAAGAGGUUGCGCUGGCGCUGCUGGAGUCCGAUGUUAAUGUGCACCUGGUCAACAAGCUGCGCAACAACGUCAAGGCUAAGGUGAACUUGGGAGAUGAAACACCUGGUGUGAAUAAAAAGCGUGUAAUUCAAAAGGCAUUGUUUGACGAGCUGACGGCGCUUGUGGACGGACAGCAACAACAAGAGCCGUUUCGUCCCAAGAAGGGUCGAUCCAAUGUGAUUAUGUUUGUUGGUCUUCAAGGUGCCGGUAAGACAACGACGUGUACGAAGCUGGCGUCGUACUACCACCGCCGUGGAUUCAAGACAGGUCUUGUUUGUGCAGAUACAUUCCGUGCUGGUGCGUUUGACCAGCUUAAGCAGAAUGCUACCAAGGCCAAGAUUCCAUACUAUGGUUCUUACACGGAGAUGGAUCCAGUUAAGGUGUCUAAGGAGGGUGUGGACAAGUUUAAGAAAGAAAAAUUUGAGGUCAUUAUUGUGGAUACAUCUGGUCGACAUCGUCAAGAGGACGCAUUGUUCCAGGAGAUGGUUGAGAUCGGACAGGCUGUAAAACCCAAUCAAACCAUUAUGGUGCUCGAUGCGUCGAUUGGUCAGGCUGCGGAGGCGCAGAGUAAGGCAUUUAAAGAGUCUUCUAAUUUCGGUGCUAUAAUAUUGACCAAGAUGGACGGACACGCUAAGGGAGGUGGUGCGAUUUCUGCGGUAGCUGCGACCAAGACUCCGAUUGUGUUUAUUGGUACCGGUGAGCACAUUAAUGAUCUGGAACCGUUUUCCCCAACGUCAUUUAUUUCGCAGCUGCUGGGAAUUGGCGAUUUGGCUGGCCUAGUUGACCAUGUGAAGGGUUUACAGCUUGACAAUAAAAGCACAAUGAAGAACCUGCAGCAGGGUAUUUUUACUCUGCGAGAUUUGCGGGAUCAAAUGAGUAACUUGACCAAGAUGGGGCCUCUGAGCAAGAUUGCUGGUAUGAUGCCUGGCAUGGGUCAGCUGGCGUCGUCGCUUGGUGAAAAUGAAUCUGCAGAUCGUGUCAAGGCGAUUGUGUGUGUAUUGGACUCGAUGACACCCAAGGAACUUGACAGUGAUGGCAAGAUUUUCAAGGAUCAGCCAUCGCGAGUGCUGCGAGUAGCGCGUGGCAGUGGACGAAGCGUGAGGGAGGUUGAGGAAGUUCUUCAGCAACAACAAAUGAUGGCCAAGAUGGCCAAGAACUUUGGAGGAAAGAACGGUCUACUGAACAGUAUGGGUAAUCCUGCCGCGAUGCGCAAUAAUCCGCAGUUUGCAGCUGCUCAGCGACGCAUGGCACAGAUGAUGGGUGGUGCAGGAGGAGCUGGUGGAGCUGGUGGUCUUCCUGGCAUGGGUGGAGCUGGUGGCAUGCCUGAUUUGGGCGCGCUUGCUCAGAUGAUGGGUGGUGGCCAGGGCGGAAUGCCGGACAUGUCUGCGAUGAUGAACAACCCCGCAGUGCAAAAGAUGAUGCGACAAUUUGGAAUGUAA